AACUCAUACGGAAACUACAACUCCCAGCACGCACCGCGGCACGCGCGGGCCUUUGACGUCACUGCUGCGCGACUCCCUGGAAGGCUCCCUGUCCUAGGAAACUGCGGAGGACCGCAAAGGAUUCGGCAGGAAAGGAAAAAAACCGCACCGCCAUGACGAAGCUGCUACAAUGGCUGUCAACCUUGACCCUCCUGGGUGCCAUCUGGGCAGCCCUGACGCUGAAUCUUUUGGGGCUUCACCCUCUGCCCUCACCAUUGUACCAAGUGCUGUGGCCCCUGCCUACCUACUUCCUGGUGGCGUUUGGAUGCUACUCUUUGGGCACCGUCGGGUACCGUCUGGCAACUUUCAACGACUGUGAGGACGCAGCGCGGGAACUCCAAGCCCAGAUCCGAGAAGCCCGGGACGACCUCACCCAACGCGGCCUGAAAUUCUGAUCCUAUCUGCAUUAGACUGGCUCCUGUGACCAAAGGAGGGGGGGGGAAUUAUAUACUGCCUGGACCAAUAAAAUAUCAGAGAAUGGUUGGA
Hemicordylus capensis (graceful crag lizard) is the source of this 525-nucleotide messenger RNA. It is a transcript of the gene DPM3, whose product is annotated as dolichyl-phosphate mannosyltransferase subunit 3, regulatory. Gene Ontology annotation, cellular component: endoplasmic reticulum membrane; dolichol-phosphate-mannose synthase complex. The transcript has 2 exons. The coding region runs from base 153 to 434 and encodes 93 amino acids. Gene Ontology annotation, biological process: GPI anchor biosynthetic process. Lineage: Eukaryota; Metazoa; Chordata; Lepidosauria; Squamata; Cordylidae. The record is from RefSeq and is a predicted model, not a curated record.